UGUCGCAGGUGGCCUGUGUUAGUGACGGUGUGUGCUGUGGUAUGGGGUAAGAUGGGGGCGGGGCAUAGUGCGGAGGUCGAGGGCGGCGCGUACGCAUCCGACCCGCCGGCCCACGACCGCAGGAAAAGUUGUAGCAGAAGGCGAAGGCAUUCAGUGGACUCGGUCGCGUCGUAUUCUAGCCAGAAUCACGUUGACCGCAUAAGGACACAGAACUUCUCAGCGGCUUCUUGUCAAGACGAAGGCGACUUCGGAUCGAUUAAGACAAGCCUCUUCAGGCGCUCUUCAUCCAACUUGGAAUACCCUCACAAAAGACCCGAAAGCGUUACGUCCAACACCAGCUCCACAAGAAGCCGCCUUCGAGAACUUGUUGAAAGGAAAUCGAAUCAGGAAGAGCACAAAACCGCAGCAAACACCGUCGGUGAUAUCCAGUAUUUUGAAAAUCCUACGGAAACUUUAGAGUUCGAUAAACGGAGAAAUUCACUCGAAUCCAAAAAGAGUCAAGAAGAACGGCCCAAGAAACGGAAGCUAACUAAAUCUAAGGAAAAGGAUAAGGAAACUUGCGAGAAUAAGAACAAAAAACACGAGAAAUACCAAAGUAAAUUAGCCGAAUAUUAUAAGCUUCCUGUUCAAUUGCCACAAGACGAGUUUUACCAACAUUUGACACGGUCUAAAGCCGCGGAAGAACUGCUUCAGAAACGAUUUUCAAACUCUGAUACCGAAUUCAACGGCAGUUAUGGUAGACUGUGUAAACACAAAGAACCAGAAGGUUUCAAUUUACGUCGUAGCCGAAGUUUAGCAGUUAUCAGAGAAGAGACUUUCACUGAUCUACAGAUUCAAAACCACGCCAAGAGCAAGCGGUCUCAACUCAUACCUCGAGCUCGCUUAUUCGACAAACCUUGCUUUAAAGACAGGUUGCCGGGACGUGCUAAAUACCAAACCAAAGAAGAAGUAUUGGAAGGCAUUUACAUUGACAGCACUGCAUCUUGUUUUGGAGCUAUAAACGGUCAAAGAGAGAACGAAAAUCACGUUGAAAACGCCGAUCGAAAAUCUGAAAAAGAAGACACCGUAUCACGAAACGAAAGUCACCAUUCAAGAUCAAUUAGUGGUAGCUGGCCCAAUUUGAACGACGACUUGAAACCAACCAAUCUCUCCGAAGAUAGCAUUGGACACUCUCGUAAUCCUAGCGAGAUAGACAGCUUAGAUUCAAAUUACGUAAGAAAGCAUUAUAAUUUUGAAGCUCAUCUUAAAAAUUACAAAGACAGUUCUCCAGACUCUGAGCGGUCUGUUGUUACCCCGGAUCGUAACAAAUCUCUUUACAUAACAGAUCACGACACAGACCAAGAAGACAGAGAUCGGUCUAAAAAUAAUACUCCUAAAUCAUUUACCAACGACAGUUUAUCGAUCACUCAUAGCGAUAAGGAUAAAAAGGAUUUAGCCGAGCUUGAGCAUGUAAAUAACCCAGACUCGUAUGACGAGAUUUCUAUUAAGAGUAAGAGGAGUGAAGCACCCAGAAUCCCCGAGUCUGAAGAUAUAAACCUCCAAAUCAAGGAUACGCAAAUAAAGGACGCAGAAACGCAGUCCGUAGUAUCCGAAAACGACGGCACAAUAUCGAGUCCGCCAGACAGCAUCACUUCGUACAUAUCAAUCUCGAUAGCAUCGUCUACAGACAAAUCACAUAAACUAGAAUACUUAGCUAACUCGCUAGCAGAAAAGAUCGACGAAUACUGCGAGUCACAAUUUAAAGAAAACGCGUCUGUCGCUUCACAUACUAUAAAUUCAGAAAACAAUAAUACUGAGAGCGAUCCCAUUUACACACAAGUUAAUAAAAAGAAAACAUUUGCUGACAUCCGGCGAGACUCAUUCUUGAGUAAUAAAAGUAACAUAUUUAACGAGAUACCGAAAAAAACUAACAACGAAGUAUUUGUAACUAACACGUACAUAGAGAGCGAUAACUAUUCUACUAAAAGCAACUGCACUUCAUCUAAAAAUAUAACCACAGAACCAUUUGUAACAACUUUAAUAGAAAAUCAAUACUAUUCUUUACCUGAUAUUAAUAUAGGCAAAUGUUUAAGAAAAUCUGAAAGAAUUGACGCUCAACUGCGCGAAGAAGAUCAAGAAGAUAUACCUUGUGAAAAUACUUAUGAAAUAGCCCAAACGCAUUUCCGAGAAAUUUUGUCUACUAAAGGUAAUGAAAAUUACGGUCAGUUAAACAAAACGAAUGUCAUUAACAAUCAUAAUAUUUCCAAUAAAACUAGUGUCUACCUACCAGACUAUAGAGAACCACAAAUAAUACAAAGUUUUACUAAACUAGAAGACGACUUGAAGUCUAUAAUUACUGUAGACAGUUCUAACGCAGAUGACAAAGAUCCGAAUUUCUUUAGAUCAGAUUCUCAUCAAAACGAAAGGGAAAUAAAUGAAAUUGAAGGUACUAUUCGAAAUAAUAAACUUAUCACUAAGUCAGAAAGUUUAAAACUGACAACUAAUUCAAUAUACAGACCUGAAAUUAAUAUAGCAAAAUCGUUUUCACACGACAAUAUCAACAAAUCUGCCUACGAAAAAAAAGGACGGCAAGGAAUACGAAAACAUUAUUCAUUGCGACAACGUGAUCCUGCUGACGAUGAUAUUCAUCGUUUACCAAGCCCAGGUACCGUUGAACGACAUGUAACCAGACCUUGUGAGUCGACUGUCAAAAGUUUAGUCAGUGUUGGGGAAGGUAACACUACCCCAUUAUUAUCUCGCGUACAGUCUUUUAAAACAUCUGCUGAAUCAAACAUAGCUAUCGUGCCAUUGAGUGGCCACCAAACUAUUGUGAUCGAUCCGCCUCUCACUCAGGAUUUGAAAGAAAAGAGUGUAAAACCAAUCGCGAAAUCAGAAGUGAAAACAAAUCAAUUAAAGGCCAAUAUAGACAAUCUGUCGAGAAAGGAAUCAAUUAAACCGGCCCAAGAAAGUCUAAACGAUAAGAAUAAAGAAGGAAAAACCAAAAACGGAUUAGUGGAUAAUUCUAGCUACUGGAUUCCCAAAGAUCCUUUCAUAACAAUCAAAUUAAACAAAGUUGUGAAGACAACCAUUCCGAAACUGAAAAAAGAUAGCAGUGAAAGAAUUGCCAGUGUGCAAUAUAAAUUUGAAAAACCACCGCCCAGAUUAAUAAUUAAAGACAAUAAGCAAACAGAAGACAAGGAAAACGUACACACUGUUAAGGAAAACCCUAAUAUGACCCGACCACAAAUUUUACAAGUGACAGACUCGAAAAACAAAAAGCAAAGUGACUCCACAAAACUAGAAACUAAGAAAAAAGUAAUGGCGGAAAAUACAGAAGUCGUGCAUACGACGAAAUCAGAAAUUAUGAGCGAGUCUAAAGAAGAAAUAAGGGAAAUAAAAAGCGAUAAUACUGUCAAAGAAAAAUUAAAUAAUGCUAUUAAGACUGACAUUGAAUAUCAGGAAAAACUGCAUUCAGUCAAAAAUUAUUGGUCAAAACUGAUCGACAAAUCACCAGAAACUAAAGACAACGGCAGAACCGAAUGUAAACUUAAGACCAAUGAAAAUGUUGAAGCGGAAGCUGUGGUUGAAUCUGAGAAAGGUACUCCGGAAGAACCUAAUUGUUCAACAGAAAUUUCAGUAUGUAACAUUAUUAAGUCUUUAGAAAGUGUCAAAAUUGUGGACAGCAUUCGGAAAUUGAGUCAAACCAAAAUACAACUAUGGAAAGAUGAAUCAGAAAAAGUUAAAAGCGACUCUGAAAUCGAAGAGACAGCUGUUAAGAAGAUUGUUAAGGAUUGCGAAAGUAACAUUUAUGAGAAACCGACAAUAAAAAAUAAAAAAACUGAACUAGAUCUAUGUCGAGACACUCCUGAGAUUGAAAUAGUAGAGUUGAGUUGCGAUGACAAUCAAAAUCAAAAGACUCAAGCGACACUUAUAAAAGCAAAAGGAUUUGAUAAAGAGUGUGAUGAGUUCGAUCACGUGCGAUAUAAAGUAAUGAAAUCGGAACUAUUUAAAAAUAGCAUGAUCGCUAAUUACCGAAAAGAGGCUCAAUUUGACGGCUUACUGCAAUACUUGCAAGAUUACAGCUUUCAGGAGUUAUUAGUGAACAAUAAUAUAGUUAUUAUUGAACCUGUCAGAACUAAAAUUGAACCAGUACCUCGAAACCAAAGUAACUCGGAUACUCGUAAGAUACCGCCAACAUUACUAAAGAAAAACGACAAUUCUUGCAGUCAUGUUGACCGUUCUAAAAAUGCAAUUCGUCGACAUUUCUUUUAUCAUCCCAUACGUGUCAACAAAGAAAUCAUUGAAGAAGAAUUACCAAAUCCUGAUACAGUAAAAAAAGUACGUAACUUAUUUGAGGAUACUCUUAAAAUGAAGAGUCCGAUGACCAUGAUACAAGAUCCACCUUUAGUUGAAGAGAAUGUGGGUUUAACAAGACGUGCAACCUCUUACCGAAACCUUAAUGAAGAAUCGAAGAACAGCAAAAUUGGAGGUAGAAAGAAAGUUAUACGACAACUUACAAUCGAGACAAACUUUGGUAAUAAAAAAUGGGAUAACGCCAGUCUUUCGAGUGGAGUAUCUAGCGGAGAUCUAAGUUCAAACAACGACUAUGAAAACGACGCCUUAAGCCCAUACUCAAACAAAAAUCUAAAAGACAACGUAUAUAGUUCCAGUGAUGAGUAUCUUUGUGAUUCUGUCAGCCACGAUUUCUGUUGUGAAAGUCAAUAUGUAAGCCCGGACAUUAUGAAAAAGAUUCGAGAGUGUGGUACGUCCGUCACUUAUUACGGAGGAAAGGUAUUAAACUCGAAACCUGGUUCAACAGUUAGUCCGAUGACUAAAGCCAUAAUGGAAGAAAUAAAAGGAUUACAGAAGAAUUGCAGCCGAGACUGUUAUUCCUGUCAGACAAAAUGCCGGGGUGACAAAUGUUCUUGUUUGGCGGCCGAUAAACACAAACCAGUAGUUUCUGACAAGCAAAGCUCUAAUGCGUCAUCGGACUCUGGAAACCCCGAUCCUGACAAAAACAAGCGUUCAGAAAAUUUCCCUAAUUUUAAAUUCAAACUAGUGAAAUCGAACAGUUGCAGCAGUAGACUUGAACUGACUGGUACCGACGAUAAUAAAAACCCUCGUAUGAAAUACAGAUCACCAAGCAAGCAACGGAAGGCUGAUGAUCCUCCACUUAUGAAUGACGACGAAAACUCUGUAAAGAACAAAAUAUGCCGUCUCGAGAGUUACAAUAAGGGUAUCGCCAAAACUCCAUUUGAAAAGAAAGACAACGAAGACAAUAAAAUUAAGCACGCUCCUUCAAUAAAUAAUAAAUUGAAUGACACUAUCUUGAAGCAUAACAUUGUACAUCCACAACAAGGUAUACCAACGAUCCCGCCCAAAAACGAACAAGAACCUGAAAUUGUAGAUAACAAAAAUGUAACACCGUUUGACUCGAAGCCUACAGAUCCGCACAGUUUUGAAAAGAAGUAUUAUUACGUGAAUGAGAAUUUAGAACAGAGCAAAAUUCCACCGGGAAAGUUCGGUGAAAUGGUGUUCGAAGAAUUCGAAGUUUUAGAAUCCUGUUACGAUAGUUUAAACAGCAAUAAAUCAUUAAAAUGAUUAACUUUUACCUAUAAGCUUUUGCUUACAUAAAUUGUGAUCUGUUUUCAAUUAAUGCUAUUAAAUUAUUGCUUGUAAAUUUAGUAUAUUGUUAUAAAUAAUAUCUAGCUUAUUUGUAUUUAAUUUAGUUUAUGUCCCUAUUAUGUAGAUGCGUCUAAUAUAACAUUUCGAAUUGAAGAAUACCGUAGUCUUGGUGAUGGCUUCUUUGUAUUAAAAUAUAACUGAGUAGUUUCAAUGUGUUUUCUUGUCCAUUUUCUCUAAAGAAAACCUUACCGU
Molecule: messenger RNA, 5856 nt
Organism: Cydia strobilella
Lineage: Eukaryota; Metazoa; Arthropoda; Insecta; Lepidoptera; Tortricidae
Product: calcyphosin-like protein
Exons: 3
Coding region: 52-5580 (1842 amino acids)
Molecular function (GO): calcium ion binding
Source: RefSeq, a predicted model, not a curated record